AUGGCCCUGAUUGAAGGGGUGGGUGAUGAGGUGACUGUCCUUUUCGCGGUGCUUGCCUGCCUUCUGGUGCUGGCUCUCGCCUGGGUCUCCACGCACACCUCGGAGAGCGCUGACCCGCUGCCCCAGCCGUCAGGGACCCCGACACCAGCGCAGCCCAGCGGAGCCAUGGUGGUCACCGACGCUGUCAGAGGGGAGGCCCCGGGAGCCGAGACCCCCAGCCUGAGGCACAGAGGUCAGGCUGCACAGCCAGAGCCUGGCACGGGGCUCCCAGCAGCCACACCCCCGCCAGACUCCCCGCAGGAGCCUCUAGUACUCCGGCUGAAGUUCCUCAACGAUUCAGAGCAGGUGGCCAGGGCCUGGCCCCACGACACCAUCGGCUCCCUGAAAAGGACCCAGUUUCCCGGCCGGGAGCAGCAGGUGCGACUCAUCUACCAAGGACAGCUGCUGGGAGACGACACCCAGACCCUGGGCAGCCUUCACCUCCCCCCCAACUGCGUUCUCCACUGCCACGUGUCCACACGGGUCGGUCCCCCACACCCCCCCUGCCCGCCGGGGUCAGAGCCAGGCCCCUCCGGGCUGGAGAUAGGCAGCCUGCUGCUCCCCCUGCUGCUCCUGCUGCUGCUGCUGCUCUGGUACUGCCAGAUCCAGUACCGGCCCUUCUUUCCCCUGACAGCCACGCUGGGGCUGGCCGGCUUCACCCUCAUCCUCAGCUUCCUGGCUUUUGCCAUGUACCGCCCGUAG
Molecule: messenger RNA, 741 nt
Organism: Pipistrellus nathusii (Nathusius's pipistrelle)
Lineage: Eukaryota; Metazoa; Chordata; Mammalia; Chiroptera; Vespertilionidae
Source: the annotation of a GenBank genome assembly